Messenger RNA from Oncorhynchus masou masou (cherry salmon), 3339 nucleotides. RefSeq names its product acyl-CoA-binding domain-containing protein 5A-like. The coding region runs from base 124 to 1629 and encodes 501 amino acids. Gene Ontology annotation, cellular component: peroxisome; cytoplasm. Gene Ontology annotation, biological process: fatty acid metabolic process; pexophagy. NCBI's taxonomy places the organism in Eukaryota, Metazoa, Chordata, Actinopteri, Salmoniformes, Salmonidae. Gene Ontology annotation, molecular function: fatty-acyl-CoA binding. The transcript has 13 exons. The record is from RefSeq and is a predicted model, not a curated record.
CUGUCAUUACUGUGUUGUGCAUGGCUUCUGUUGGUAAGAAUAAAGAGGUCGCCAAGCAAGUCUCAAACAGGUAGAUCAUUAAAUGGUUUGAAGAGUUCGCUAUCGUAAUUCACACUUCGGUUCAUGAUGGAGAUGGAGGAUGGCAGACCUUUGUACGAGCUGAGGUUUGACGCCGCUGUCAAAGUGAUACAAAGCUUGCCUCCAGACGGUUCCUUUCAGCCCUCUAAUGACAUGAUGCUCAAGUUUUACAGUUACUACAAACAAGCCACACUUGGACCAUGCAACAUACCCAGACCUGGCUUUUGGGAUCCGGUGGGAAAAGUGAAAUGGGAUGCAUGGAGUGAUCUGGGAGAUAUGCCCAAGGAAGAGGCUAUGACCGCUUACGUUGAUGAAAUGAAGCUGAUCCUUGAGGGCAUGCCCUGUACAGAUGAGGUAGAGCAGCUUCUAAAGGUGCUGGGCCCAUUCUACGAACAGGUGGAAGAGAAAAAGCAGAUACAUCAGGUGUCAGACCUGUCCGCAGGUUUUGGAACCAUGAUAACAUCAGCACCUUCAAAAAGUGUCACAAAGAGCCUCAUUAGGACAAUGGAAAUGAAUGGUACUUUGGAGACACGGCAACCCAGACAGGCUGUUGAACCUCCGAAGCCCAAAGUCAUGGCACUGAAGGAACAGGGGGAGGAAGAGGAGUUUGAAUUUGAUGAGGAAGAUGAGAUGGAGGAUAGAAAAUUAGAAAUUGUUGAGAUAAAAGAGGUGAAAAAAGCCUCAGCCCCACAGCCGAAGAAAAAUGGCUCAUUCAGGAGACCUAAAGUACCCCUGUCAAAUGGUAAUGUGUGGAAUGGAGUGGGCCACCUCCCCAAUGGGACCCAUACCUCCAAGGCUGCCCUGAACAGUGAGGACUCAGAGGAGGGCCUCACCAACAGCACCCUGCCCUUGGAGCCCCAUGUCCAGGUCAACGGCCACCACGCAGAUCUCGACGCGGAUGUAUUCAGGCCCUAUCGAGCGGCCAGUGACUCAGACAGCGAGAUCUACUGCGACUCCAUGGACCAGUUUGGCCUGGAAGAGGGCUCUGAGGCACAAACUGACCGCUGUCUGGAGCUGGAUGAGGAGCAUGGGGAAAAGGGGGAGAGUAGUGGAGGGGCCAGUGUGGCGGGCAUCCAGUGUGGCGCGGAAGAUGGGGAGACUUGUGGAGGGGCCUCUCAGAGACAAAGACUGAAUGCAGGCAGGCCCAAUAGCUCCCUGGUCAGGAGAGAACGAGGUUCUAGGUCUUCAGGGCACAGUCCAGGUGCCCAGAAGCCCUUGCAGGGUAGCGGGGGGGACGGGGAGCGGUGGGGGGGCGCGGGGACACCAGGAGGCAGUCUGAAUGAACAGAUCGUCGUGGCGCUGGCCAGACUGCAGGAAGACAUGCAACGUGUCCUGGAGAGACUGCACACACUGGAGGCCCUCACUGCAUCCCAGGCAAGGUCAUCGGUUCAACCAUACCUACCAUCACCCCUGGCAAAGAAUAGUAAGAAACCAUCCUGGUGGCCUUUCGACGUGUCUCCCAGCACUGUAGCCUUUGCUGUUGUGUGGCCAUUUCUGGUGCAGUGGCUUAUCCGCCAAUAUCUUCAACGUAGGAGAAGACGAAUCAAUUGAAAAAUCUCCCAGCCCAAAUACACAGUGAUGAGGAGAAGAUUCUCCGCAGUCUUUGGUUUGUCCCGUCAUCUCCCUUAUGCUUUCCCCCACACCUCUGGAACUCUAGCUUUUGCGCUAUGAAGAUUGCACUCGGAGUAGUGAGUGGUGGAAGCCUCGCAAGCCACUAGCACUAGAAUUGAAAUCUAAGAGAAAUGUGAAUGUAUUGAACCACAGCUUGUAAUCGUGCAAAGCUUUUUUUGAGAUGAUAGGCUACAAUUACUUUACUACAUUAGUCAUUAUUUUGCUCUGAAGAAAUUACUAGGAUUUAACUUGGGAGGGGAAAGUUGUUUGUUUUUUGAUUAUGGCAUUGUUCGUUGAUCACAAUAGUUUAUUUUAUUGCAAGUAUGCCGAACAUCUUAUGGGCAUUAUAAGAACUAGCUUAUCUAACUUGUCCUACAAAUGCCUGCCAUGGACAUAAUGCAAUAUAUCAUAAGUUUUAGGCAAUGCUGCUAAUAUCGUGAUAACUGUCGGUAGAUAGUGUAUAUAUGAUGUAUUCUUUGAAAAGAUACAUUUAAUUCUGAAAAUGUAUUAUUUCUAAUAACAUGAAAUGAAAAUUAAGGCUUUGUCUUUGGUUAACCAGGUUGUUGUACAUUAAGUUAGGUUGUACAUGACUUCUAAAUGUUUUCUCUAGGAUGUGAAUGGUUCAUAUUUUGUAAUAUACUUCAUAUCUGAUCAUGUUUUUAUACACAUAGCUUGUGUAUUUUCUGAAUUUCAUCAACCCAUGAUAAAGUGCCUCGCCAAUGUAAGUUACGCUACGGUUCUGGGGUAUUGUAGUUAUGUUCACUUUCAAGUUAAACAUCUCAACAUUGGACCAAAUUCUUUAAAAAAAUACGAGAACCAGCUGGAUGAGAAAUGCUCAUUGGACACACACAAAAAAAAUGUAGGCCGAUCCAUCCCACACCUUGUUUACGGCAGUGAAAAGCUGUAUAAUGAGGAUUUUCAAAUUCAAACCGAACAUAUUGUUUUCUCUAAGGCAGUGUUUAACGCCAGUCCUCGAGUACCUGCACCAGCACACAUGUGUUGUAGCCAAGCACACCUGAUUAAACUCGUCAACUAAUCAUCAAGCGCUCAAUGAGUUGAAUCAGGUGAGUUUGUGCGGGUCUAAAACCCAAAACAACGUGUGCUGUUGAAGGUACGAGGACAUGGGAAACACUGCUCUAAACUGUAUGCUUUUGAACCAAUCAUAAGAUUUGUCUCUCACUUUCUUUAAAGGGCCAAUGCAGCGUUUUUUCUUAAUAUAAAGUAAUUUAUGGAUAACAAUUAAGUACCUUACUGUGAUUGUUUAAUUUAAAAUAGUUAGAAAAAAAUAGCAUAAAUUGCUUCUUAGCAAAGAGAAAUUUCUCAAGCAAUUAUUUUCUGAGGGAAACUGAACAUUUGCUGUUAUUGGCAGAGAUUUGGAACUUUUCUUAUUGGUCUAGUAACUAAUUGAGCACCAGGUGACGUUAUCAGGCAGGCCAAAACCGGCUGUAAUUUCAGAUAGUCUUUUCAAACAGCUCUUACAUUGAAAGGGCAUUAUAAUUUUCACAGUAUUAUUCCAACUUCAGUGUGGAAAUAUAAAACACAGGAAAAUCACAUUUUUUAGAUUUGUUUUUACUGUCCUUUUAAUAGCAAUAAUCUUUGUUUUAAUGUAGCAAAGUAUAUUGUGAUGUGUAAAUUUGGUCAUGUAUGGCA